AUGUCGAAGGCUAGAGUAUUUGUGAUCGGCGCUAGUGGCAACUGUGGCAAACCCACAGUCAAUGCACUUUCAAAAAACUACGGAGAAAAGCUUGAUAUCGUAGCGGGCGUACGCAAACCCGAAAAUGUGCCCGAAUUUCAAUCCCUACGUGGCGUCACGGUCGUUCGUGCCGAGAUGGGCAAACGAGACGAGCUUGUUGGAAUCUUCAAAGAUGUCGACGUGCUUUUUAUCAUAGUGCCAAGGUCUCAUGCUCGCGCAGAGAUAGCCUGUGCGACGGCCGAAGCGGCGAAGCUGGCCGGUGUAAAGCAUAUCAUGACAGUUAGCACGGGCGUCGCCGUCGGUCCGGAUAAAAUAAUCGGUAAACAGUUUCACGAUAUCGAGAAUGCGAUAUCCAAUCUUGGUCCAGAUUAUACCAUCCUUCGCCUGCCCUAUUUCAUGGAGAAUUUUGGUUAUUUUAGAGAAACUAUACAAGUAAGUAUUGACGUAUUGAGUAUUGCUGCCGCUAAGCACCUCAUUAAUCUCGCCUGCUACACGUUACGUAAAAUCUCACAGCUUAUCAACAAGAUGUGUUCGCACUGCUUGUUCCCAGUUGUUGACAAGUCUAGAACAAGUUGUUAUCAUCUUGGAACAAGCCACAAGGUUGACAAGGCCAACAGACUCGCAACAAAUUGUUCCAACAAGUCUGACAUCGUCUGCACGCAACAAGCUGAUCAACAAGUCGAUGGCAACAAGCUCGUAGCAUUGUAGCAACUUGUUAUGCACAGCCUGUAUUAGUCUUGUCGGAACAAGUUGUAGCAAGUCGAUCUGUUACCGUCAUCAACCUUGUGACAAGGUGAUAACAACUUGCCAGUGGCGUGCUGGGUACUAUUUUUCUGGGGGGGGCAGUCGGCUGGCAACCAAUAUGCGCCCCUAUAAUAUUACGCUUGAUAAACGAGGGCCGAAGGCACGAGCCGAGCGCCACAGGUGCGAGGUUUGUCUAGGGGAGUCCGGGGGCAUGCUCCCCAGGAAAAUUUUUGAAUUUAGAGUCUCUGAAAAAGCCAUUCCCUGGACUUUGGGGGAAGAUUUGACAGAAAUCUGAUGGUUAGGAAACGGCAUUACAACGUGUCGAAAUUUGCAAAUUGGUUAGAAUUUAGUUGUAGUACUUAAAUUGGGCAAUGCUAACUACUUCCAGCAAUUAAUCUAAUCCCAAUUCUAUUCUCUACUGAUCUGAAUACAUUGACAACUUGCAGCUCUUUUAUACAAUAACACACAGACCCCACGCAUAUGCUUUUUAAGGUUUUCUUGCUUGUCUGCCAAAAGGGCGCGUUUCAGCAUUAUAUCUCGUUACUUACAUUACUCAUGAUGUUUCUUGCGCAAACAACUAAAUUGCGUACACAACUUUACAUUAUCAUAACUUCAACUCUCUAAUUUGCGUCGCUCUCGUCAUCGUGAUUCGUGAAGCAUAAUAAAGGGCAUAAUACCAGCAAAAAAGGGCAUAAUUCCCAUGAUCGCUUAUUCGCUUCGAAACCUGAUCAAUAUUCCGGUAAUGAGACAUUGCGUGUGAUCACUAAUCAUGUUUCUAUAUGAACGAGUGAUUUCGUGUGAAUCGUGAGGUAGCAAAUACGGUUGGACAAAACAGUCUGCAACUGAUUUAAUAUACUCAUUUUGUCGCCUAUGCGCUUAGUCUGUUUAUAAGUCUAUAAACACAUAGAUAGAUAGAUAGAUAGAUAGAUAGAUAGAUAGAUAGAUAGAUAGAUAGAUAGACAUCUUUCCUUGGCGGAAUUAGUAACUAUAUUUUUUCGAAUGCGUUUCUUCCCACCCACUUUCAAAAUUCGGCGCGGGAUCGGCGCCCCCUUUUCAUUUUUGCGCCCCCCAAAAAUUGCCAGCUGGGGGGGCCGUGGCCCCCGGGCCCCCCUGCCAGCACGCCACUGCAACUUGCUCCAGACUUGUCACGACAACUGGGAACAAGCAGUGCGAACACAUCCUGCUUCGCUUGGAAAAAAACCUUGUUACAACGUGUGUGCAGAUAUGUAACAACUUGCGCGUUUUUACGCGUGUACUCGUGCUAUGUAUAGCCGGAAAAAAGUGGAUUUGAACUGUUCGAUGUCUUAAAAUAUAGAGUGACAAUUUUUUAUAGAUUUUUAUUUUGAUGUUUCAUUCUUGAAAUCAGGGGCGCCGGAGCCACGGAGGCAGCGGGGGCAACUGCCCCCGUUGCCCAAACAUUGCGGGGGCAGCACGGGGGCAACAUGUUGCCCUUUUUGCCAGAACUGCCCCUCGAAAUAUGUGCAUUAUUCACUGAAAUUGGAGUUUAGAACUAUUUUUAAGCAAUGUUUAAAAAUGCGGUACAGUCCGUAUGUAAACAAAGGAUUUGUUUACAUUUCGGUAUCGAAAAUAUAGAAUUUUAUUCGACAACUAUUUAUAUUCUCAUGAUUCUAGAAUAUAAUAAAUUAUCAAGACACCGCAAUCAAGCUUUGCAAGAAUAUAAAAUGAAAUAAAAACCUAAAUAAACUGUUUGUAUAAUAAAAAGAGAACCCCCUUGUGCCCAUACGCAGAUCGGACUGUACAGCAUAUCUUUAAGCAAUCUUUGCUUAAUUUUUAACCAGUUGUAGUAAAAUUAAUGCUAUUUACAGGGGCGUAGGAAGCAUCAAAAAGUUAGGGGGGGGGGGACCGUUUCGAGGGGCACUUUUGGAAUGAAAAUGGCACCUAAAAAUGUUUCCCGUAAAUGUCGCCGACGGGGAAAGGGGGUGGGGGGAGGAAAAAUAAAUGCAAUCAUAUUGAAAUCAAAGGCCGUUGAGGCCGACUCACAGAUGAAAUCAAAUGAAAGUGACAGAAAGAAUUAAAGCAGUUUGUAGUUGUUUUUGCAAACGAUCAUCGUGUAAAUUUUGCCAUUUGCCGUGCUCCAGCCCGAUUUUCUGUUCUGAAAGCCCCAAUUCACAGGCAAUUAGAGUGCGCGCCAAGCAGUCAUUUCUCAUUGUUUAAUUAACUGCAAACCCUGAGUAUCACUUGACUGCUCCACAUUCAGGACUCACAGAUGUUGCCGUGCAACACCCGUGAGUUAAAAAUGCAAUCUGAACAAAAAAUUUUCACGAAGGCAAAGGGCACUUUGCCACUGGAAAAAGCGCACUUUUUAGGUUUUCUGAAAACUUGGGGGGCUUGGUCCCUUGCCCCCCCCCCCCCCCCAGAUGCUAAAUCAAGCAAUAUACGUCCGUUUACCGAUUUUAUUUUGCGCUAGUUUAGCACGGUGCAACGAAUAAAAUUGUUCAAAUUAAUGUCGAAGUUUGCGACCCAUAAUAGCCAGAAGUAAUCGAGUAUCCAUACAGUAAAGUUUUAACAAAUGUUGCUGCCCAGAAAAAUGAUGGCUAAAAAGCAAGUGCCCUUUUGAAAUGGCUGCCCCCGCCGCUUCACAUUGCUUCCGGCGCCCCUGCUUGAAACAUUUCUUUAAGAAAGGAAUACAACCAACUUGACGUCAUAUUGACGUCAUAUGCAUCUAAUGAGAGUUUCAUGUCUUCAAAAGAUUUAGCAACCGGGGGGGGGGCUGUUAGCACCUCCAAUAUUUGUUCUUGAGUAUUUUCAGGUAAAUUUCUAGGUAGUUGAAGUUGAUUUUCAGAUAAAGUAAAACAGCAACGACAAUUAAGCAAAAGUUAAAAGGAAAAGCAAGCUAAGAAUGACAAAUUUUAUUUGCCUUUCCGAGAGUCUAAAUCCUUAAAAUUUUCUCGGCGGCAGCAUUGGCCCGAACCUCCCUAAAGUAGCAGGUAACGUAAAAACUAUAAUCUCCAAAGGUCUAUUCCAGUGUAGUAAGCUAUCGUUGGUAGGCAUGCAUCUACCUGAAAAAUGCAUGGAGAAAUUCGGCGUUUCGGGCGAAGAACCAUAGUAAUUGGCGGUCAUGGUCGUUGACCAAUCAAGGACCGUGAGGCAAAAUAAAUGGAGUUGUUUUUCUUGAUAUAUGUAAAGCAUUUGACUCGGUGAAUCACGAGAUAUUAUUGAAGAAGCUUAAAACCCGGUUUGGAAUUCACGACAUUGAGUUAAAAUGGUUCCAAUCAUACUUAAGGAAUAGAAAGCAAGUGUGUUCUGUUAAUGAUCAAACUUCUUCUGCAAGAACAAUAAUAUGCGGAAUUCCGCAAGGAUCCAUACUUGGUCCAUUAUUGUUUUUGUUAUAUAUUAAUGAUAUGCCUGAUAUUUUAGAAAGGACAACCCCAUGUCUUUAUGCCGACGACACUCAGAUAUCUUCCUCUUCGCAUGAUUACGAUACAUUGAUUGACAAUUUGAAUAUGGACCUUUCCAGUAUUCAUAAAUGGCUUGCUAAAAACAAACUAAAAUAUCAUAGGAAAAAAACAAAAGUCAUGUUUAUUGGAUCUACGCAUAAUCUAAAUCAUAAAAUAGGAAAUAGACCCGUUGAGAUUAACAAAAUCCCAGUCCCACAAACCAAUACAUUUAAAUGUCUAGGUGUAAAUCUAGAUGAAAAAUUAAGUUGGGAGAAACAUAUUGAUUCUGUAUGCCAUAAGAUUAGCGCUGGAAUAGGAGCAAUUAAAAGAAUAAAACCUUAUGUUCCACACAAAACCUUACAUGAUGUCUACAAAACAUUAAUUCAGCCUCAUUUUGAUUACUGUUCUCCCCUGUGGGAUAACUGUGGUUUGGGACUUCAAGACAAAUUGCAAAAAUUCCAAAAUCGAGCAGCAAGGGUGAUUACCGGAGCUGACUACGAUGUAAGAUCGUCUGAAGUCCUAAACAAAUUAGGCUGGGAAACCCUGGCUAGGAGACGAGAACAAAACAAGCUAGUAUUGAUGUAUAAAGUCUUGGGGAACCACACUGCGCCAAACCUUAAAGAUCUUUUUCUCGGAGAAAUGCAUCGCAGAAUAUUUAUGAUUUACGCAAUAGCGAAACUGAUCUCUCGUUAAAAAAACCGAAAACGGAAUUUCUAAAGAAAACAUUUGGAUACAGUGGAGCAAUUCUAUGGAAUAGUCUCCCGCAAGAUGUCAAGGCGGCUGAGUCAAUUACGUCAUUUAAAACAAUGGCGAAAUUGCAUUUAAGCAGAUGAUAAGCUAAUUUCUCCAGGACCAAAUGAUGGGAGGACAAUAUAGAUUGUGGGCGGGAGGGGGGUUAGUUUUGCGUGAGGGUGGGUGGGUACUUGUUUAGGGGGUGGAGGUUUGGGAGGAAGAUGAUAAAAUUUUAGGGUGGGAUUCUUACAUACUUUGUUUUAUAUAUAAUUAACAUUUAGCUCUUUGUGUGUAUACGCCCUUCGUGGAAACCAGUUGUAAAUAAUUGUCGAAGUUAGCGUAUUGAAAUAAAGUUUUACAUACAUACAUACAUACAUACAUCCCCGCAAUGACGUCACAUGAAUUGAAAAUUUUAGUGUCCAAAUUUGAAAUUUGCCGUAGCCUAUAGAACGUGUGGUCGAAGUGCAAAUUUUGCCGAGAUUUAGUGAGAUUAAUAUACAGUCCACUCAUAUCAAUCCUCAUCAAUGAGCAACUCUUGUUCUCAUUUCACGAUAAAAAUGGCAGCCACAAAUUGAAAGCUAAGAUUAGAAUGUACACGCUGAAUAUUAAUAAGGAGGAAAGGUCCUAACUUAUUUCGAUAUAUAAUCGACAAAGUUUUUGAUUUGUUGGUAGAAUUUCGAGAUUAUAAGAUGGUUUGAGGCGCAAGAAAAAUAUGGGUGACUUAAGCAUAAUUAGAACCAUUUUAACUUACAAUUCGAGCCUUAUUUCGCUACAAAUAAGUCAAGAUAAAACAGAACAAAACGCGUGGGAAAACAUUUGACUGAGCCCACAAUGCUAUGCAAUGAAUACUCAGUGGUAUGUCAAUUUUCUGUGCAAUUUCUGGUCGUGGACGGGUGGGGGUCCUUGUCGUUCCUUGUCGCCUCCAAUUUGGGUUUUCGACAACAUCCAACACCACGUUGGCAAAACAAAUUUUAGUAAUAUUGACGCGUGCGCAGACAUUUUUCCGCGGUGUCUAUACUGAGCGGUCAAUAAUAAAAUGGGUAAAGUGCGUAUGCACGGGCGUCAACCGUGAAGUUCCAAAGUUCAAUUUAUUAAACUUUUUUAUUAAACAUUUACGGCGUUCCAUUUAUCUAAUUUUGGUUUAAAAGUUUAUCUAGUUUUGGUUUUACUCCAAUAAUCGGUGAGUUAUUCAUACUUUCAUACUUAUAUACCAUAUAACAAAACACUUAUUUACUGAGACCUCGGGAAAGCAGUGUGUUUUGUGGCCCCUCGACCGCCGUUGUUACACUCGGCUUCGCCUCGGGAAACAACGACAGUUUCGGGUCCACAAAACACACUGUUUCCCUCGCCGGUCUCAGUAAAUAAGUGAUAAAUUUUCACUGAGCCGAAGGCGAAGUAAAUAUAGGCUCGUAAUCACCAAGCCCGAGGCGAGUCAGGCGACUAAUUGUUUUAGUAUAAUUUCAGUAUUGAAAAAGUUUUAUUUAUUAAUACAACUAAUACACGUGUUAAUUUUAUGAAUAUAAUUUGCAUAAAUAAUUUGCUUCCAUCUGAUUUUCAGACAUUUUUUUGGGAAAAGCAAUAGUUACUGCUCAGAGCCACUAGUAACUAUUGCCUCAUAGUAACCGCUGAGGGAGCCAAUCAGAAUGCUCAAAGGCCAUUUUUUCAAUAAUGAGAUUAUACUAAUUAUUAUUAUUACAGAAAUCGUCAGUGUUUUAUGACGCAAUAGACCCCAGCAAACGUUUCCCUGUCAUCUGCGUGGAGGAUGUCGCGGCAGUUGCAUCGGUAAUAAUGUCCUCUCCUGAAAAGCACGCGGGCAAGACGUACAACAUGGUCAGCGACAGAUGCUGCUACAACGACAUGGUAAAAACGUUUCGCAAAGUUAUUGGGAAAGAUAUCAAGUACAUCCAGCAAUCGUACGAAGAAGUCAGGGCGGCGAUGUUCCAGCUGGGUUUGCCCGAGUGGAAUGUGAAUGGUGGUUUGGAGUUUACGAAAGAAGCAAAUGCAGGCGAGCACGAAAAAGGCGAUGAUGACGAUAUCAAGGCCAUCACGGGCGAACAGCCAACAAAUAUCGAAGCAUGGUUCCAACGACAUGCUAGCAUGUUUAAGUAAAUACAAAGUUUGUGGUUUGAGCGCAGCUAUCCAGGAGUCUCGAUCAUCUGCGUCAGAUCUGCAUGCUCUUUGUUAACGUAUAUAAAACUCAAUUUGUGUUCAUAUGAGAAACGAGGCAGCCCAGCUUGGCGAGAUCUCACUUUGCGCUAGGUGCCAUCUCAGUCAAGCAGGGCACUUUUUAAGAAAUUACAAUUACAGGGGCUAAGUCUCAAUUAAGGUCUUUUCUUUGCACAGUUAGGGCCGCAGCUAGACCGAUAUUAGAGAGUUUGGCAAAUACAAGGGAAACGGCAACGGCAAUAUGGUCAUCAACAAUAGCAUUGAUCCUCAAAGACAAAGGCGAAUGUAAAUUACAUGGUCUUAAGCGUUGUGCAAUGCCGUAGUUGUUGAACCUAGUACGUGAUUUGCAUCAUUUUCACGGUGCAUGACUACGGCAACAGUUAAUUCGUUCGAUAUUACUUGAGGUGUUUUAUUUGAAUUCACGGACUAUUUUUACUUAAGGAUAC
Molecule: messenger RNA, 7525 nt
Organism: Paramuricea clavata
Lineage: Eukaryota; Metazoa; Cnidaria; Anthozoa; Malacalcyonacea; Plexauridae
Source: the annotation of a GenBank genome assembly